GGAUGAAGUACAGAAAUUAUGAAGAUUUAUGAGUAAAAUUUUAGGUGAUGCGGAUGUUACGUGGCAGUGGCAGAGAUAAAAAGGAAUCCUCCCAAUCUCUCCGCCCUUACAAACCAAAAACAAGAGGGAACCAAACUGCCGUUUUACAAUUAGCAGUUUGCCGGCCUGUUUUUCUUCAUCUGAAAACCGCUUUCUCUCUCCCGGUGCUUUCGCUCCUUUCCUAAUCUGUGAAAUUCCACAUCUUCCCGAGGCUUCCCAUGUCUCUCCUUUUCUGUUCUUGAAGACACGUUUCUACAGUACACUCGACUUUGUAUCUCUUCAUCUUUCUCUGUUUCCACAGCUUCCCUCCCCCCCCCAUGGCUCUAUAAUCUUUGACUGCAUCUGCUUCCUUUACCAUGGCUUUUCGCAGCCACCUCUCUCGGGACCUUCCUCUCCAUUACGCGAAUCAGUCUCAACAGCAGCAAUCGGAACGCCCGCUUUCUGAUAACACUCUGCGCUCGAUUCUAUCUGAUCAACUUACGGAUCACUCUACAGCUGCCGAUGGUUCUAAGUCUGAGAAUCCGCUUCAGAGCGCUCCGAAUUGGCUGAAUACUGCUUUACUUCGGAAUCAAACCCCUCAUUCUCACUACUCCGGUGAGACCACGACGACCGCUGCGGAUAACGUCAACACCGACUUCCUUAAUCUUCACACGACUGCUCCCAAUUCGUCCGGUCAAUGGCUUUCCCGCCCGAUCCUCCAUCGCAAUCAAAGUGAUGUUAUCGAUGACGUCGCCGAUGCUGCCGAUGCUAUGAUUGGCGCUACUGCGACUUUGUCGCGUGAAUCGGAUGAUUUGAAGAACAACAGCAGUGGUGGAGGAGGGGACGGUGUGAAUAACAGCGACGAUGUGGCGGUUGAGAGCGAUUGUAAUGAAGGUGCUCGUGGUGGAGAAGCGGCGAUGAAUUGGCAGAAUGCGCAGUUUAAGGCUGAAAUUCUGGCGCAUCCUCUUUACGAGCAGCUGCUCUCUGCUCAUGUCGCCUGCCUCCGGAUCGCAACGCCGGUGGAUCAGUUGCCGAGAAUAGAUUCUCAGCUUUCUCGGUCUCAGAAUGUGGCGGCGAAAUACUCGUCGCUGGGUAACGGUUCCCAGUCCAUAGUCAGCAAUGGAAAAGAGCUUGAUCAGUUCAUGACGCAUUAUGUUUUUUUACUUUGUUCUUUUAAAGAACAACUCCAGCAACAUGUCCGUGUCCAUGCAAUGGAAGCAGUAUAUGCCUGCUGGGAAAUUGAGCAAUCUCUGCAAAGCUUGACAGGCGUUUCACCAGGUGUAGGUACGGGUGCUACAAUGUCCGAUGAUGACGAAGACCAAAUAGAUAGCGAUGCUAUGUUUGAUGGAAGUUUGGAGGGUCAUGAUACUAUGGGAUUCGGUCCCCUUAUCCCAACAGAGAGUGAGAGAUCCUUGAUGGAAAGGGUCAGGCACGAAUUGAAGCAUGAACUAAAGAAUGGAUACAAGGAGAAAAUUGUAGAUAUAAGGGAGGAGAUCUUACGAAAAAGGAGAGCAGGUAAACUUCCUGGUGACACCACGUCCGUCUUAAAAGCUUGGUGGCAAUCACAUUCAAAAUGGCCAUAUCCAACUGAGGAAGAUAAAGCAAAGUUGGUUCAGGAAACUGGUCUUCAAUUAAAGCAGAUAAAUAACUGGUUUAUUAACCAAAGGAAGAGGAAUUGGCACACAAAUCCUUCAACCUCAACGACCUUGAAGACUAAACGCAAAAGAAGUAAUGCAGGUGAAGCAACAGGCAACGACCAUCCAUAGCUCUAGCUUGAUGGAAGAAAAUAACAACAACAAAAGAAGGAAAGAAUCCCCUUGAUCCUUCGAUAUCAAGUUGUAAGCUGAAGGUAUAAAUCAAACAGAUUUGAAGCAUUGAAUGAAAUUGGAAAUCAUCGAGUGUUCUGGGGUUCAGCAGCAAUGUUGAUGUUGAAGGCCAUUGUUAUAUAUAUAUGGUGAAAGGAAUUUGAAUGGAGGAGGAUGCAACUGAACUACUACACGGAAGAUUAGAAUUUAAAUAUUGAAGGCUUUUGUAGAACUGAAUUGGGUGUUUUCCACUUGGUUUAGUGAGAUGUUGAAGAAUUUUUCUUGGUGAGGAAAAUAGAUGUAUAGUGUAAUAAGGUUUGGUAUGGUUCCUUUACAAGUCAUACUAUACUAGCCAUUAUGGCUUUUUCUUAACACGUCUUAGAUUCACGAUUGAUUUGAAGUUGUAGUUAAUAUGUCAAAACAUAGCUUUUACAUUAUAUAUGUAUUUGACACGAAAUUUCAUUGAUCAUACUUAAUUCAUCAACUCUAUGAUGGAGUGAUUUUAAUA
Messenger RNA from Cucumis sativus (cucumber), 2331 nucleotides. Its product is annotated as homeobox protein knotted-1-like 3. The record is from RefSeq and is a predicted model, not a curated record. Bases 396 to 1784 code for a protein of 462 amino acids. Gene Ontology annotation, biological process: regulation of DNA-templated transcription. Lineage: Eukaryota; Viridiplantae; Streptophyta; Magnoliopsida; Cucurbitales; Cucurbitaceae. Gene Ontology annotation, molecular function: DNA binding. Gene Ontology annotation, cellular component: nucleus. The transcript has 6 exons.